AUGUCCGCGGCGCGGCUCUUGCUGGCCCUACUCGCCCUUGCGACCGGCAAGCGGAUUUACACGAGGGAGCAGGACACGGAGCGGAUGUCGGCGGAGACGUUUCGUAGCUUCGUGAAAGGCCUGCAAGGCUUCCCCGAGGAUGGGCUCCAGGCCAUGUUGGAGGAAGUUCCUGUCGACCGUGACGGCCUGAUGCGAAGCAGUGCGGUUCUCCGAUUUCUUCAGGAUCGCGGGAGCAAGGACCAGGCCCGGCGGAAGGAGCGCCUCGCCGCGAUGGAGAGGUCCUUCGUGGCCUCGCUGGAGGCGCAAGCCAAGGAGCUCUUCCAGAAGCUGCGGCAGGACGAGGAGGUACACGAGAGCUUGCCGACCACGACUACCACCACGACGAGUUUGCAGCCUCUAGCAAUGGCCGUGAAAGAGGCAGCGUCGAAGGACGUGGGGGUGCUCGCAGCACACCGUGCGGCAAUCCACAACCGUGCCGCGACGCUGCGAUUCCUCCACGAGGUUGGUGUCAGCAUCCAUGCGACGGACAAGUUUGGACAAACUCCGGCCCAUGUGGCAGCCAAGAAGGGAAACGUGGAGGCGCUGGAGGCUCUGCACGAGGCAGGAGCCGACAUGGAGGCGGCGGACAACGCAGGUGACACGCCGCUGCACGCUGCCGCAUUCUACUGCGAGGUGAAGGCAGUGCGCUUCCUGAUCCAGGCAGGCGUGAACACGACGGCAGUCAACAAGAACGGCAAGACUCCGGCCGACAUCAGCGCCUGUGCGUACGAGCAGGAAGUAGAGCUCCUCCUCCAGGACGACCCGGCCCAGAGCCUGCAGCCGACCGCGACCACGAACACGACGAGCCCGUCGCCCACUACGACACGGGUGAAGCUGCUUGCGAUCUCCGUGAGAGAAGCAGCCUGUGCGGGCAACGUGUCGGCGCUUGCGGAGCUGCGCAAGGCCGGGGCCAAUUUGGGGGCCAAAUUGCUUCCAAUCGGACAUUGGCAGAGUGGAUGGACGGCAGCGCACUAUGCCGCAGCAUACAACCGUUCGGCGGCACUGUGGUUCCUCCACGAGGUUGGUGUUGACUUGAAUGCGACAACCGAUGACGGAUCAUUGACUCCGGCACACCUGGCAGCCAAAAGCGGAUACGUGGCGCCGCUGGAGGAGCUUCACCAGGCGGGAGCAGACAUGGAGAAGGCAGACGAUAAAGGAGACACCCCGCUGCACAUUGCAGCCAGGAAGGGCUGGGUCGGCGCCGUGCGCUUCCUGAUCCAGGCAGGGGUGAACACCAGCGCCGUGAACUUCCAGGGAAAGACUCCCAUUGACUGCGCCAGGGGAUACCGAUGGUCACACGUAGCCAAGCUCCUCGAGGCCCAUACCACCACCACCACGGCUCCCAGCUGGGGGAGCACCAGUGGAGAUUUCGAGGCCGACAACAGAAAUGCCACCACCGGACAGUUCGAGGGCUACCACGGAUAUGCAACCACCGGACACUUCGAGGCCUCCGACGGAUAUGCCACCACCGGACAGUUCGAGGCCUCCAAAGUCCGCUAUGCCACGACCGGAAAGUUCGAGGCCUGA
This is a messenger RNA of Symbiodinium sp. CCMP2456, 1566 nucleotides long. The record is from the annotation of a GenBank genome assembly. NCBI's taxonomy places the organism in Eukaryota, Dinophyceae, Suessiales, Symbiodiniaceae.